ACAUUAAAUUAAAUGUUCUGUUUUUAAGUAUCUGUUUCUGUUUUCUCUUCAGGCGUUUCUUCAGAGAAUCAGGCAAAUUCCAGAUGACCAACAGUGUCUUUCACCUGAACACGUCAAGAUCCUGUUUUCCAACAUCGAGGACAUCCUGGAGUUGCACAGAAAGGUGCUUUCUGCUGUGGAGGCCGGCUUGCAGCCUGAACCUCAUCCUAACCAUUCGCUGGGCCACGUGUUCCUGCAGUUUAAGCAGAGCUUCUCAGUUUACGGCGAGUACUGCAGUAACCACGAGAAGGCUUUGCGACUUCUGAUGGAGCUCAACAAGAUUCCCAACAUACGGACCUUUCUACUGCACUGCAUGCUGUUGGGAGGAAAGAAGAGCACAGACAUUCCCCUGGAGGGUUACCUUCUCACUCCCAUCCAGAGAAUCUGCAAGUACCCUCUGCUGCUCAAGGAACUACUUAAAAGGACUCCUAAGAAGCAUGCAGACUACCCUGCUGUGGAGGAGGCUCUGCAGGCCAUGAAGGCCGUCUGCUCCAACAUCAACGAGACCAAGAGGCAGAUGGAGAAACUGGAGGCUCUGGAGCAGCUGCAGUCCCACAUCGAAGGCUGGGAGGGAACCAACCUGACUGAUAUCUGCACGGAGUUGCUCCUUCAUGGAAAUCUCCUGAAAAUCUCGGCGGGCAACAUCCAGGAACGCGUCUUCUUUCUGUUCGACAACCUUUUAGUUUACUGCAAAAGGAAGUCCAGAGUGUCUGGGAAGAAAUCCACCAAGAGGACCAAGUCCAUCAACGGGCCUCUCUAUGUGUUCAGAGGCCGGAUCAACACUGAGGUGAUGGAGGUGGAAAACGUGGAAGACGGAACAG
Messenger RNA from Poecilia latipinna (sailfin molly), 860 nucleotides. Its product is annotated as phosphatidylinositol 3,4,5-trisphosphate-dependent Rac exchanger 1 protein-like. Gene Ontology annotation, molecular function: GTPase activator activity; guanyl-nucleotide exchange factor activity. The annotation marks the transcript as partial. The record is from RefSeq and is a predicted model, not a curated record. NCBI's taxonomy places the organism in Eukaryota, Metazoa, Chordata, Actinopteri, Cyprinodontiformes, Poeciliidae. The transcript is spliced from 7 exons. Gene Ontology annotation, biological process: positive regulation of GTPase activity; regulation of signaling; G protein-coupled receptor signaling pathway. Gene Ontology annotation, cellular component: plasma membrane.